UCAAUACGGUGGUGUGUAUUGAAUCACCGGCAGGGAUGAGGAGGAAGCGAGUCCAUCGCCAAGCCCGCUGAGUACAGUACAGUAAAUCGGACCCUCGGCAGACGGCGCUUCCCGCCCGCCAGCCGCCAUGUUGGGGAGCCCUCCCUGCCCCCCGCGCCGGGCUGGGCAGCCGGGGCUCGCCGGCAGCCAGGGGAGGGCCUCUCAUAACCCGGAGAAUUUUCAAAGUGCGAGGAAGAUGAUAAGAAUAGAUUUCUACAAGUCGUGACCACGUGAUUGGCGAAAUAAUUAAUUCAGCACGUCCCUUAAGAAACACGGAGUCGUCAUUAAUCUGCCACGCAAAGGGCUCUCUCCGACUUGGAAAGUGCAGGGUUCCCGAGAAUUCGGCCCGCCGAGGGGGGCCGCGCCGGCCUCCACCCGGCCCUGGAAGCGGGCGCGAGCGAGGCCCGCAGGUCACUUGGAGCUUGGGGGUUGGCCCAGCUCUCUCAGGAUUCAGCAGACACUGGCUGUGGUGGUGAAGGACACAGUGGUAGUCAAUGUUAUUUGAGCAGGGUCAGCAGGCCCUGGAGCUUCCUGAGUGCACCAUGCAGAAGGCUGCAUACUAUGAGAACCCAGGACUCUUCGGGGGCUAUGGCUACAGCAAAACCACUGACACUUAUGGGUACAGUACCCCCCAUCAGCCCUACCCACCCCCUGCUGCUGCCAACUCCCUGGACAGUGAUUACCCAAGUUCUGCCUGCUCCAUCCAGAGCUCUGCACCUCUUCGAGCCCCAUCCCACAAGGGAGCUGAACUCAAUGGUAGCUGCAUGAGGCCUGGCACUGGGAACAGCCAGGGUGGGGGUGGCAACCAGCCUCCUGGUCUGAACUCAGAGCAGCAGCCACCACAACCACCUCCUCCUCAACCACCUACCCUACCCCCAUCAUCGCCCACCAAUCCUGGAGGUGGAGUGUCUGCCAAGAAGACCAAGGGUGGGCCCAAUGCUUCUAGCUCUUCAGCCACCAUCAGUAAGCAGAUCUUCCCCUGGAUGAAAGAGUCCCGACAGAACUCGAAGCAGAAGAACAGCUGUGCCACUGCAGGAGAGAGCUGCGAAGAUAAGAGUCCGCCGGGCCCGGCGUCCAAGCGAGUGCGAACGGCAUACACGAGUGCGCAGCUGGUAGAGUUGGAAAAGGAAUUCCACUUCAACCGCUACUUGUGCCGGCCGCGCCGCGUGGAGAUGGCCAACCUGCUGAAUCUCACCGAACGCCAGAUCAAGAUCUGGUUCCAGAACAGGCGCAUGAAAUACAAGAAGGACCAGAAGGCCAAGGGCAUUCUGCAUUCUCCCGCAGGCCAGUCUCCAGAGCGCAGCCCGCCUCUCGGAGGCGCCGCGAGCCACGUGGCCUACUCAGGCCAGCUGCCGCCGGUGCCCGGCCUGGCCUACGACGCACCCUCGCCACCCGCUUUCGCCAAAUCACAGCCCAACAUGUACGGCCUGGCCGCCUACACUGCGCCGCUCAGCAGCUGCCUGCCGCAGCAGAAGCGCUACGCGGCGCCCGAGUUCGAGCCCCACCCCAUGGCCAGCAACGGCGGCGGCUUCGCCAGCGCCAACCUGCAGGGCAGCCCGGUGUACGUGGGCGGCAACUUCGUCGACUCCAUGGCUCCCGCAUCCGGGCCAGUCUUCAACCUGGGUCAUCUCUCGCACCCGUCCUCGGCCAGCGUGGACUACAGCUGCGCCGCGCAAAUCCCUGGCAACCACCACCACGGACCGUGCGACCCUCAUCCCACCUACACAGAUCUCUCGGCUCACCACUCGUCUCAGGGACGCCUGCCCGAGGCCCCCAAACUGACACAUCUGUAGCGGCCGCCGCUGGCCCGAGGGCGCGGCGCAAUUACCUCUUCAGUUUGGGUGGCAGGGGUGUUGGGCGGGGCACUUCGGGGACCCCCUCCCCCCGCUCUGGCCUGGCCGCCGUCUCCACGAUCUCUGGCCUCCAGCGGCGGAGGCUUCCCGACCGAGCCUCCCCUCCGGGGCGCGUCCUCCUUCGGGUGACUCGAUAUAAAUCAGCCGCAAGGAUCCUCGCCCCCCCCCCCCGUAAACCUGACAGUGCCAUAGACUGUGGACCGAGGGGCUCCAAUCUGGUAAUGGUGUCCCGAAGGUAAGUCCGAGACCCAUCCGCGGCGGGUCCUGCCAAGGGAUUAGAGCUCGGAGACCCGCGGGUCAGGCCCGCGUUUAGCUUAGUUUCGGAGACCUUAAUUUAAAUGCUCCUUCCCUUCCCGUAAGGAUUGCAUUGGACUAAACAAUCUGUAUUUAUUAUUUGAAGCGAAUCAUUUCGUUUCCCUGAUUAUUUAUCCUCGUCUUAAUGUAUUUAUGUGUAUACUUGUAGAAUUCUCCAACCGAGCCUAGGUGGGCGCUCCCAGGCCUGGCGGGAGGGGGGCCAUGUUUCACCACUUUAGUCCCCUUGGCCUGAACUAGUUGAGAGUAGUUUUGAACAGUUGUAACUGUGGCUGGUGUUUGUAGUUUAUGACAUAAAGAACUGAGACCACAGAUUGUCCUUCGUGGGUAGAGUCAGACAGCCGGGUGGCACGGCACGACACUACGUUUGUCGUCCUCAGCAUCCGCAGCCCUUGCCACUCGGAAGUUUACUGGUUUCAAAUUGUCUGGUACUAUCUGAACAAAUAUUUAGAAUAAAAAAAUUUCUCAGU
This is a messenger RNA of Nannospalax galili (Upper Galilee mountains blind mole rat), 2674 nucleotides long. RefSeq names its product homeobox D3 (gene Hoxd3). Lineage: Eukaryota; Metazoa; Chordata; Mammalia; Rodentia; Spalacidae. Gene Ontology annotation, cellular component: nucleus. Gene Ontology annotation, biological process: regulation of transcription by RNA polymerase II. Gene Ontology annotation, molecular function: RNA polymerase II cis-regulatory region sequence-specific DNA binding; DNA-binding transcription factor activity, RNA polymerase II-specific. The transcript has 3 exons. The coding region runs from base 534 to 1832 and encodes 432 amino acids. The record is from RefSeq and is a predicted model, not a curated record.